Recurvomyces mirabilis is the source of this 1722-nucleotide messenger RNA. RefSeq lists its product as uncharacterized. Gene Ontology annotation, molecular function: transmembrane transporter activity. The record is from RefSeq and is a predicted model, not a curated record. Lineage: Eukaryota; Fungi; Ascomycota; Dothideomycetes; Mycosphaerellales; Teratosphaeriaceae. The transcript has 2 exons. The coding region runs from base 1 to 1722 and encodes 573 amino acids. Gene Ontology annotation, biological process: transmembrane transport. Gene Ontology annotation, cellular component: plasma membrane.
AUGGACAAACUCGAGCGGAUCCUCUCACGACCCGUCGCCAAACCGUACCGAAGCAAGAAUAUCAGUGAUCAGUUACCUCCCUAUCUGAACGAACAGGGACUACUGGAUUUCAGAGAGAACGAUGUGGAGAAUCCCAAGAACUGGUCGAUGGCGAGACGGUGGUACAUUACGAUAGUCUCCGUCCUGCUGGUCGUGAACGCUACUUUCGCCUCCUCAUCACCAUCAGGAUGUAUACCGAGUAUAGCAGAAGAGCUACAUGUUAGCACAGAAGCAGCGGCUUUGGUCAUCACACUUUUCUUGCUUGGAUACGUGUUCGGGCCGUUGAUGUGGGCACCACUGAGCGAGUUCUAUGGACGACGGUGGAUCUUCUACGGCACAUUCAUCGCCUACUUUGCCUUCAACUUCCUAUGCGCCUUCACGCCAAACUUCGGUGGACUACUGGUCGGCCGCUUCUUGACCGGCACAUUCGCCAGCGCAGCUUUGUCAAACGCACCAGGAGUACUGGCCGAUAUCUGGGGACCUGUGGAGCGAGGUAAUGCCAUGGCAUUGUUCUCAAUGAUGACAUUCAUUGGACCCGCUCUUGGACCAGUCAUCUCGGGCUUCCUAGAACUCAAGGAGAAUUGGCGGUGGAACUUCGAUGUUCUAUUAUGGCUCGGCUUCGCAACUAUGCUGAUUCUAUUCACCAUCCCUGAGACGCUACCCAGCCAAGUGCUCCUCAACAAGGCGAAACGCAUACGAGCAGCCAAAGUACCUGGCUACGAAGGUGUACGAGCGCCGGUCGAGGCAACAGACCGUACACUUAUGGGCAUCUUCAAAGUUGCGCUUACCAGACCCUGGAUCAUCCUUUUUGACACGAUCUCCUUCUUGGUCGCCAUCUAUCUUUCAGUGGUGUACAUGCUCUUGUACAUGCUGUUUGAGAUCUAUCCAAUCGUCUUCCAACAACACCGCGGCUGGAAUGCAGGCGUAGGCGAACUCCCACUAAUUGGCACAGUAGUUGGCGCCGUACUAGGAGGCCUCUACGUCUUUUACGACUCGUCCAAAUACAGGAAGCGAGUCCUGGCAGGCGAGAAGAUGCAACCCGAGGCACGACUGCCGGUGGCUAUGAUCGGCGGCAUUAUGUUCCCAAUCACCAUGUUCUGGUUCGCCUGGUCUGGAAACUACAACAGCGUACACUGGAUCGUGCCGACGCUCGGCGGUGUCUUCCUCUCUACCAGCAUUCUGCUCAUCUUCGUCGCCUAUCUAAACUAUUUGACGGAUUCUUAUCUAAUGUAUGCAGCUUCUGCACUGGCCGCGAACACGGUCUGUCGAUCUGCAUUUGGUGCUGCGGCUCCGUUGUUCACCAACUACAUGUUCGACGCUCUUGGGGUCGGAGGAGGCGGAUCUUUGAUCGGAGGCGUUGCUUGCUUACUUGCCCCUAUUCCAUUCAUCUUCUACAAGUACGGCGCGAGGAUAAGAGUCAAGAGUAAGUUCGCACCUACGCCAGAUCCGAAAGUAGAAGAUGAGAAGGAGGGCGAGGAGGGACAGCAGGAGAGACCGAGGAGUCAGUAUAAUUCUAGUGAGGAGGAUGAGGCGGAGUUGGAUGAGGAGAUGGGUGUGCCUGAUCCGAAGGAGCUGCAGAAGGAGAUUGAUAGGGAGAGGGCAGGCUCCAGUGGCCAUUCCAGCGCUACAAGGACUGGUGAUCCAUACAUCGAUGCCAGUGGGGUUGAGAAAGCUGAGCGAUAG